CCUGGGCUGAAUGGAGUGCGCCGUGCGUAAAGUCCGAACUGCAGCGGAUCCAUUCCCCCCCCCCCCCCCCAAAAAAAAAUCUCCUUUCGUGGUUUCUCCUUAGUGUCCGAUCGCCGUCAUUAAUUCGUCGAACCGAGUCGAUUAAAUGCAGCGAUGACGCGAGAGGAGGAUCUCAUCCGGAUGGCAAAGAAACUGGACAAGAUGGUGUCUAGAAAUAACAUGGAGGGCGCCAUGGACCUGCUGACUGAACUGAAAGGUUUCAACAUGACUCUCAAGCUGCUCCAGGAAACGAGGAUUGGCAUGUCGGUGAACGGGAUCAGGAAGCACUGCACAGAUGAGGAAGUCAUCGCCUUGGCCAAGGUCCUCAUUAAAGACUGGAAAAGACUUCUGGACUCUGGCAACUCCCACGCGGAGAAACCGGCUGAAGGGAAGAACGGAUUGGACUCCGACAAAACAGCGGUGUCUCCAAACGGCUCAACCUGCGAGACACAGAGUAGUCACAGGAGACUGGAUGUCAAACUGCAGCGUGACUCAGACCCUGAUAAAAACCACUCUGAUAAAAACAGAAAAGAGAAACAUAAGGAUGAGCACAAAAAUAAAAAGACACAUGCAGAUGAUGUCGGGGACGAAAAGCACCUGAAGGAGCUCCAAAAUGAAAAACAGCCACAAGAAAUCCGAAAAGAAAAGAAUUUAGAAGAAUCCAAGAAACAGAAAGCUGCGGAGGAUCUUCAACUGGAGAUGGAUAACAAGAAACAGAAGCAUGUGCAAGCAAUGCUGAGUGAACGACACAAGACAGAGCUGAAGAAAGAACGACCAUCGGAAGAACCAAAAAAGACGAGACACACGGAAGAAGCGAAAAAGGAAAAGCACCGCGAGGAGCCCAAGAAGCACGGCUACGUCGGCGACCCGAAGAGGGACAAGCGCAGAGAAGAAAGCAGACACGAGAGGCCGGUGAACGCACCGCAACCAGAGCGACCGCCGAGCGAACCCCAGAGAGAGAGACCCGCUGAUGCUCACAGGCCGAUGUUCGAGAGGAGAGGAGUCUUGGAUGGCAGCCUUUUGUAUCCCACCCGGUUCCCCUCUCCUCCCCGACCCGCUCGGCCUCCUCGGCCUCCCCUCGUGAUCAAACGGCCCUCUUUGGACGUGAAAAAAGACAGGAAGGACGGUAAAGACUCUUCCUCCCGACAUCCUCGUCCUCACGCGUCCGGACCCGCCUCUCCUCCGGCUAAGCAACAAGCUCCACUGGAAGUAAAGAAAGAGAGGUCAGGCAUGCUUUGGAAGGAGCCACUUGACCCAAAUGCUCCGAUAGCUCCUCUCCCUCUUCACCUUCAUCCUCCUCCACCAAGAAAAGAGCCUCCUGACCCCAACGCUCCUCUUCCUCCGCUGCCUUUUCACCUACACCCUCCUCCUCCUCCUCCUCCUCCUCUGAAGCGUCCCUCGCUGGACGGGAAAAAGGAGAAAGAGAGGAAGGAGUCACUGGAAUCAAAACCCCCCUCCCAGAAGAAAACACCAGAUCAUGUGAAGAAAGACAGGAAGGACUCAUCGGAAAGCAAAGUGUCUAAUAAACACUCCGAUGAAGUCAAGAGAGAAAGGAAAGAUUCCUCUGACUCUAAACCACCACCUCCCAAAAAGCCCAGUCUGGAUGUCAAAAAGGAAAAACACAGGAAGGAGUCCUGCGACUCGAAGCCGACUGGGCAACCUGUGAAACGUCAUUCAGCGGACACAAAACCCGACAGACGGGAGUCCACCGAUUCGAAGAAAAGCAGCUCACUACCAGCAAAGAAACUAACUGGUGAAAGGAGAGAGUCUCACGGCUCGAAGACCUCUCAGCCUGGACCUCCACAGAGGAAGCCCUCAUUUGACAGCACUGAAAGAAAGGGAAAGCUCGAUGCCCCUAAAACUCCCACUACUCCAACCAGCCCCAUGUCACCCAGCUUCAGUUCUGCCGGGGGUCCGCUCUCCCCCCACCUGGCUACUGGAGACUCUGUGAGGGACAAGUGCAUUGAGAUGCUGGCGGCUGCCCUGCGCACAGACAAUGACUUCAAAGAUUUUCCAGCAAACUGUGACGGCAUGGCGGCAGAGAUUGAAGACCAUAUCUACCAGGAGAUAAAGGCGACUGAUAUGAAAUACAAGAACAGAGUCCGCAGCCGCAUCAGCAACUUGAAGGACCCCAAGAACCCUGGGCUUCGCAGAAACGUCCUCGCAGGGAGCAUUGAUUUGAGCCGCCUAGCCUCCAUGUCUGCUGAGGAAAUGGCCAGUGACGAGCUGAAACAGCUGAGGAACGUUCUCACCCAGGAGGCCAUCAGAGAGCACCAGAUGGCCAAAACUGGUGGCACCUCCACCGACCUGCUGCAGUGCGGCAAGUGCAAGAAAAGGAACUGCACCUACAACCAGGUGCAGACACGCAGUGCUGAUGAGCCGAUGACCACAUUUGUCCUGUGUAAUGAAUGUGGUAACCGCUGGAAGUUCUGCUGAUGCAUUCGGAUGAAACCCAAGUUGGUUUUUUUUUGAGCACAUUGAACUGAGUUUUUUUUCUAUAACAGGAGGGUAGAGAGUUUAUAAAUGAUUGCAGCUAGUGAUUUAAAAACAGUGUGUUCUUACAAUUUUUACUUGAAAUUUUGACAUUUCUAACUCUUAUUAAUAGCAAUAAGUGUUUGCUUUAUGUGGAUUUGAAGACAUUAAAAUCAACCCAGUUGGAAGACAUUGAUAAUUACCAUGGUGCUCUCAUGAUGGAAAGACAAUUGUAAUCCAGUUAUUUUGCUGUCAUAUUACAGCGGUUCACUUUGUAUAUAUGGAAUUCCAAUAAACUGCUUAAAUCAUCAGAAUGAUAGCCUUUUCAACUGUUUAAUAAAAAUAAUUGACAGCCUC
Molecule: messenger RNA, 2868 nt
Organism: Scophthalmus maximus (turbot)
Lineage: Eukaryota; Metazoa; Chordata; Actinopteri; Pleuronectiformes; Scophthalmidae
Gene: tcea3
Product: transcription elongation factor A (SII), 3
Exons: 21
Coding region: 154-2475 (773 amino acids)
Biological process (GO): DNA-templated transcription; transcription elongation by RNA polymerase II
Cellular component (GO): nucleus
Molecular function (GO): zinc ion binding; nucleic acid binding
Source: RefSeq, a predicted model, not a curated record